Molecule: messenger RNA, 1015 nt
Organism: Pseudo-nitzschia multistriata
Lineage: Eukaryota; Bacillariophyta; Bacillariophyceae; Bacillariales; Bacillariaceae
Source: the annotation of a GenBank genome assembly
AUUUAUAACGGUCUUUCGUCUUGCGGGUAUCAUCGUACUACGUUUGAAGAAUAUGGAAGAUAAAUAUAAAGGAUAUGAAUCAUAAGAAUUGAUAGUACUGAAAGAGACUUUACCGCUUUACCAUUAUUACUAUUACUUCAUACGUGCAUUGAUUCUCGUGAAAACGAAGGGCAGCUCACACCGACAGACAGAAGAAACGACUCGAGUAGACAUCCAAGCAACGCCUUCAUCACCAUUGUCGCAGUAGUAAUAACAAUAUACAUACAGCAAUGUAAGUGUGAAUGCACCACCAUGACGAUUAGGUUGUUUCAAUGUCAGUGAUAGCGGAAACACAUAUUCUUGUUGCACGAGAAUUUCACGUCGGAUUCCCUGGUUUGUUAUCAGAUUCGGCUAAUCGUCUUCCCGGAUAGCCCCUCACAACGCCGUUGUUUUCCCCCCUGCUUCCCAACUCCAGAAUCAAGAUGGCAGGUCCAAUCCCUCUUAAUAAGAAGACUAUUGUCAAGAAGCGAACAAAGAAGUUCGCCCGGCAUCAGUCCGACCAAUUUAUUCGCAUUCGCGAUUCCUCGUGGCGCAAACCAAAGGGUAUCGAUGGUCGCGUCCGUCGUCGAUUCAAGGGAGCCAUCCCCAUGCCCAGUAUCGGUUACGGUUCCGAUAAGACUACCAGAAACAUUGCACCUAACGGGUUCAAGACCGUUGUUAUCAACAACGUUUCUGAAUUGGAAAUGCUUAUGAUGCACAACCGUACAUACGCCGCAACUGUUGCGAAGUCUGUUUCAUCCCGAGUCCGAAAGGAUAUCGUGCAAAGAGCUGAACAACUUGCUAUCCGUGUCACAAAUGCCAACGCCAAACUACGAGCUGAGGAAGACGCUUAAAGAUGUUACAUUUACUAAAAGAACACAAUCCCCUUUUCAAUAUACAAUUAUUCGAUUUGAGAGCGGUAUGAACAUAAUCGGUUGCGGAAGUACGACAAACGCGUUGGAAGUGCUCAUUAGGGGCUAGAGCACCAUGUUAUAUC